Molecule: messenger RNA, 1397 nt
Organism: Brassica oleracea var. oleracea
Lineage: Eukaryota; Viridiplantae; Streptophyta; Magnoliopsida; Brassicales; Brassicaceae
Exons: 2
Coding region: 406-1254 (282 amino acids)
Source: RefSeq, a predicted model, not a curated record
GUAAUUUAUGUAAACAGCUUUUUAGGAUUAACCGCAACUUUGUGAAAAUAGGGUAAAAAUUCCAAAACUUAUAUGCCAAAACAUAGAGAAAAUUAGCAUAUUCCCAACUAAGAACUUCAUAUCGUGUGAGUUGGUCUUUAAUUAAAAAUCACCAUCUUCAAUAUCUUCAUGUAAAGAGAUAAACAGACUGUGAAGCUCAUAAAUAUCAUUCAUUAUUCAGCACCUAUAAGCACCCACUUUCCUUUUGGUUUUCCUCUCUCUAUCUCACUCAAUCUGUAUUAUGUAACAGCCACCCAAAGGUAAUUCAGAGGUUUCUAUUUUCCAUAGUUAUUAUUGUAAACUUAAAAGAUUUGGGGUAGAUCUAUCUGCGUUUAUUUUCUUCUGUUUGGCACGACAAGUAUAAAGAUGGAGAUCAAAGUCAAACCAAAAGCCUUAGAGUCAGAGCUUAUAGCAACUAAAGUGGAAGAUGAUAUGAAGAAGAUGAAAGAGUGUGUGCUGAUUGGUCAAGCUGCAGAUGAAGAGAUUACUAAAGAACAAGAAACUAUGACGACCAUGGAGGAGGGUUUAAGACAAAACUCAGAUGAAACAAAACAAGAUCUAUCUAAAAGUGACUCAAGAUCAUCAUCGCUUGAAAGGAUAAAAAAGUUGGAAAAUGACAGAGAUUCGAGCCAGAACGCAGAAAACACCCAAAAGCAAGAAGAGAAGAAGAAAGGGAAUAAUAACAUGAAACACAAGAAGGCUAGUUCACACGUGUGGGACUGUGGUAGCUCUCUCUACGACUCUUUCGAGCUCAACUCGUUCAAACGGCAACUCGACUCAGCUAUAUCUGCUUCCUCCGCCAGAACUAUGUCCAUGUCUCACCUCCCCGACCGCCGUCUACCUCUUCUUAACUCGCUCUCGCCGGAAUCUCCUCUUCCUCCUCCGCCGGUUACUUCUUGUUCCUCCUCCGGAAACAAGAAACAUUCGAACAAGAUCUCUCGUUCUCUUCAGAGAUUCUUGAAAUCAGUGUUCAGACCAAAACAUCACCAAACUCUGUCCUCAAGCACUCCUCCUUCGCCGGUCCACAAAGGGGCCGGUCACGGCGGCGUCGGCGAUAGAGAUCGAUACUACGUCGUUUAUGACAAGUCAGGAUCGUUGACCACCAUUCCAGAGUCAACAGAGAAAGAAGUGGGCCCGGAGAAUAACUCUCUUGUUAGGAAAACCGUGUCCGAGAGAUUCCCGGCGAGUCGAGUCGCUGGUAUAUCAUGUGCAUGAUUAAUAAUAUUUAUUAUCUAAGUCGUACAUUUGAUAUGUAUGUUAUGAUAUUAGAGUGUUUUUCUUUAAGAAAACAUUUUGGAAAAAGUUAAUAAUCGUGUUGGACGUAUAUGAAUGUCAACAUCUAAUGAAUUUAUGAUGCA